This is a messenger RNA of Striga hermonthica, 1554 nucleotides long. The record is from the annotation of a GenBank genome assembly. NCBI's taxonomy places the organism in Eukaryota, Viridiplantae, Streptophyta, Magnoliopsida, Lamiales, Orobanchaceae.
AUGAAAAAGCAGAAGCAGGCGGCAAAAACAGAGGAGUCUCUGUCCACAGCCAUGGCUUACGAUAGAAUAUCCAAUUUGCCAAUACCUAUACUUCACCGCAUACUCUGUUCCCUCUCCCAGAGAGAAGCUUCAACCGAACCCUACAAGGAUACCGUGAUCAAAACCUCUCCAUACACAAACUCCAUCUCCACUUAUCGAACAUCGACUCACGACCGGUCAUCUCCCGCCCUCAAUAUAAAAGCAUUCAAACUUAACUUUAUUUCUUGUAUCCCGUUGUAUUACGACCUGCCCUCGGCAGUCUUCUUUUCCGAGUCCCUCGAAGAACUACACCUUUGCAAAUGUAGGCUGAGCCCAGUCGAAAGCGUGCGGUUCGAAAGUCUACGCAUGCUCACCCUCGAACAGGUCGAAGUUGAUGGCGGGACUUUGGAGACAAAAACGUUGGGAUGCCCUUUGCUUAGGCGCCUGGUCAUUAAUAAUUGUUGGGAGUUGAGAAACAUUAGGUUGAGCGAGGCGCCUGGGCUCAAGCACUUUGAUUUGUGUGAUUGCAUCGAGAUGGAAGGGGGUAGCAUCAAAAUCGAAGUCCCGAAUCUCGAGACGGUCCGCAUCAGGGGACCAUGGAUUUGGUCUCACUGCCGAAGCGCAUUCUUGUUUUCUCGUCUCGCGAGUUUGCAUCUUUGUGAUGUGAUCCUGUCGAGUGAGUCGAUUGAUCUGUUAUCGUUCGGCUGCCCCACUCUUGAGAGCUUGGCCCUAAGAAGCACAGACACGGACACGGUCCUGGAGGAGUGUCCGUGCUUCAUAGGCUUGGCCCUGCAUAAUUGCUUCGGUUUCGAGGAAUUCCAUCUUGCAAGUGAUUCGGUCAAGCGGUUGAGCAUCGCGACAAGAAAUAUAUUGCUUAAAGGAGUUACGAUUUGUGUCCCGACCACUACUUCCAAGGGGUGGGAUUCAAAUGUUAUCCUCAGUUUGUGUGAGGAUGAUCUCGAUUUCAACGCCAGUUCAUGGUUCCUUAUGCUGAGACGAAUCCUCAAGCCACUGAGUGGGUCUCGGAUUGAUCUGACUUUGCAGAUGAACAGCGGCUCUCGUCUGGACGUGCGAUGUGGUGCUGUUGACGGCAGUCGUCUUCUCAGUGACGAGCCGCCUGUGGUAGUGGAGAACUUGGAAAUUAGAACUUCUGAUUGUCGCACGAAAUCUUGGUACUCGGACUUUACGAAUGAUUUGUUUCGUGUUUGUCGACCGAGGCACGUAUGGGGUCAUAGGCUCACGAGCAAGUCGGUGGUGGCCUGGAACCAGAGGCUCUCAAACUUUCAGUUCAACAUCUUGCUUGCAAACAUGAGCCUCGGGACCUUUUGGCGGCACGAUCUGGAACAAGUGCACGUGAAAGCCGUCGAUGGGGAAAAAUUUCAGCUCGUGGAGUGGACGGACCUUUCAGAAUUGCGAAAGAGGACGUAUGACAGGGUAAUAUUCAUUCAGUUGAAAUGGAGAGGUCAGAAUUGGGAAACAGGACAUAUGGAUGGACCUUUCCAGUUUUAUUUCACUGAAAGCCUAGGCCUUUUAUGA